Molecule: messenger RNA, 1569 nt
Organism: Phyllostomus hastatus (greater spear-nosed bat)
Lineage: Eukaryota; Metazoa; Chordata; Mammalia; Chiroptera; Phyllostomidae
Gene: BTN2A2
Product: butyrophilin subfamily 2 member A2
Exons: 7
Coding region: 1-1569 (522 amino acids)
Biological process (GO): regulation of cytokine production; T cell receptor signaling pathway
Cellular component (GO): external side of plasma membrane
Molecular function (GO): signaling receptor binding
Source: RefSeq, a predicted model, not a curated record
AUGGAGCCGCCUGCUGCCCUGCACGUCCCCCUGCCUGGCCCGCUGCUCGUCCUCCCCAUCCUCGGCUUGUCUGCCCUGGUCUCAGCCCAGUUUAUGGUCGUGGGUCCGGCUGAGCCCAUCCUGGCCCUGGUGGGAGAAGACACCGAGUUAGGCUGCCACCUGUCCCCUGAGAAAAGUGCCGAGGACAUGGAGGUGCGCUGGUUCCGGUCCCGGUUCUCGCCCGCCGUGCUGCUGUACCAGGGCCAUCGCGAGAGGACAGAGCAGCAGAUGCGGCAGUACCGAGGACGGACAACCUUCGUGAGCGAAGACAUUCGCAAGGGGAGGGUGGCCCUGGUCAUUCACAACGUCACAGCCCGUGACAACGGCACCUACCGCUGUUACUUCCAACAAGGCAGGUCCUACGACGAGGCCAUCGUGCGCCUGGUGGUGGCAGGUGUAGGGUCCAAGCCCCUCAUUGAGAUGAAGGGCCAGGAGGAUUGGGGUGUCUGGCUGGAGUGCACCUCCACAGGGUGGUACCCAGAGCCCCGAGCAGUGUGGAGGGACCCCUAUGGUGAGCUCAUGCCCGCCCUGGAGGAAGCUUACACCGAGGACACAGACGGCCUCUACAGGGUCACCAUGACCGUGAUUAUCGAGGACAGCUCUGUGAGGAAUGCAUCCUGUUCAGUCAACAACACCCUGCUGGGCCAUGAGAGGGACUCUGUGAUCUUCAUCCCAGAAGUCUUCAUCCCCAGCCCCCCUGCCUGGACGGUGGCCCUGGUGGUCCUCCUGCCGGCGCUGCUGUUCUUCACCACUGUCGGGGUCAUCGGCCUCUGCUCGAAACUCCACAAGGAGAAAGAAACUCUGUCACUGCAAGAGGAUUUUGAAGAUAAAGAGGAAGACACUGCAAGGAAAGAGCUGGAGCAACUUCAGGAAGAAUUGCGGUGGAGAAGAGGCCUCCUGCACGCUGCUGACGUGCUCCUGGACCCAGACACCGCCCACCCCGAGCUCUUCCUGUCCCAGGACCAGAGGAGCGUGUGGCGGGGCCCCUCCAGGCAGAUCCUGCCCGACAACCCCGAGAGAUUCGACUGCCGGCCAUGUGUCUUGGGUGUGCAGAGUUUCUCCUCGGGGAGACACUACUGGGAGGUAGAGGUAGGAAAUGUGAUGGUGUGGGCCGUGGGGGUCUGUGCAGACCGUGUGCAGAGGAAGGGGGAGGCCCUGCUGGUCCCUCACAAUGGCUUCUGGACCCUGGAGCUGUUUGGAAACCAGUGCCGGGUCCUGUCCUCUCCGGAGAAGAUCAUUCCCCUGAAGGAGCGCCUUCGCCGGGUGGCCGUCUUCCUGGACUACGAAUGUGGAGAUGUCUCCUUCUACAACAUGAGGGAUCGGUCCCACAUCUACACGUGUCCCCGCUCCCACUUCUCUGGGCCCCUGAGGCCCUUCCUCAGGCUGGGCUCUGAUGACAGCCCCCUCUCCCUCUGCCCAGCAUUCACGGGGGCCCAGGGGGUGACUGUGCCUGAGGGUGGCCUGGUUCUCCAUGGAGCAGGGACCCACCGCAGCCAUCAAGGCCAGCGCCCUGGUCUGAGAGCUCAGUAG